Messenger RNA from Amphimedon queenslandica, 594 nucleotides. RefSeq lists its product as uncharacterized. Bases 14 to 568 code for a protein of 184 amino acids. NCBI's taxonomy places the organism in Eukaryota, Metazoa, Porifera, Demospongiae, Haplosclerida, Niphatidae. The record is from RefSeq and is a predicted model, not a curated record. The transcript is spliced from 4 exons.
CCCACUUGCAGUUAUGGCCGUCAAAGGAGGAGUGGUUCUUUUAGUCUCCAUAUUCCUUGUAACAUUACUGAACCCUGUGCAUGGAUUUGAGCUACAAGUUAAUGCCAGCAAUUUCAUUUUUAAAGAAACAUCGAUCAGCAUUGAACUGCACAGUGAAGCCCUUGAUGUGACAAUCCCUAUCGGGCCAAUACUCAAUCAUGAAAGUGCUUCUAGCAAGUCCGGUGACAUAGAAAGCAGUAAAGGCGCUAUUAUCACUUGGACUGUUAUUCUCAUGGACAACCAACAAAAUAACUUCACUCUCCCUCUUCAAGAAACCGUUCAAAGCAAUGAUACUUCACUAAGUUUGACUAUAUAUGGUACUAUUGAAGAACCUCGUGUUUGGUCACUAGGAACUGGUCUGGAAUCAAGGAAAUGUCAAACAAAAACUUUGAAAUGUGCCACAACCUCCGAAACUACUCCAGCUUUUGUGUACGACGAGGCAUUGCUUAAGAUUGUUAACUAUUUAUCUGAUCCAAUCAGUGUCAAUCAACUGUCAGCCAUUUGCUACACGGUAAGGAUGCCUUCUUAGUUGUAAUACCACAAAACCUAAUAAUU